ACUGAAUUUGCCGAGUUGUCAAAUGUGGGACGUGAAGUCUUGCAAGAAUUAUUAAUUUGUAAUUGUAAAUUGUAAUUUAGUAAAGUUGAAGGCAAAUAAUUCAUGGUUUUAUACAUACUGUGAUAAGUCAUUAAGUUAACGGACAAUCAUGUCACUAACUUUGGACGAAAUUGAGAAGGACGUGUUUCUGAAGCCUUUUACCCAGUCCAACUUUGACGUUGGGGGACAUGUGACGUCUCUCUUACCGAAAACGUCGACUGCCUUGACCCAGCUCUCCACAUCUAUUUCGUCCAUUGACCAGCAAAUCCACGGAAUUGUGACCACCCAUCAUGGCGACCUUCUCGCACAAACAUCCAACGUCGAGCUUAUGGAAUCCGUCGUGCAAAACUGUAACAAGAGGGCGAGCAUGUGUCUCCGCUCGGUGGAUGGCGUUCGACAAAAGUUGAACGAUCUACACGCCCAAUGCCGACAGCAGGUUACCUACUUGGAAAACUUGUACAAGGCGAACCAAGCCAUGAGAAGGAUGAGGGCAGUGGUGGAAAUCGAUAAGCGUGCGGAGAACGAGCGGAAUACGGCGGAAGUGGCGUCAUGUGUGGCGCAAAUUGAACACCUGUGCCUUAAGUCACCCAAACUGGAUUUUCUCCAACCUUAUCAUGAUAAGGCUUCCUCCCUUCGUCAAAAUAUAGAGAAACAAACCGAAAACAUUUUGAAUCAAGGGCUUCAAGCCAACUCACUGAGUCAGGUUUCCGGAUGUUUGCAAAUUUUCGCCAACCUGGACGUCCUCGAAGCAAAAAUUGUCAAAGUUUUGGGCGAGACGGAAAAAUAUAUUGAGAGAGAUGUCAAAAUUGCGCUGGAAGUUAAAUUGCAGGCACCGUCUUCCACAAGAGGUGGUGGUCCUGGCCGAGCCGUGCUGCCGUCCACAUCAAAAGCUAUCGUCCAAACGUGGAGCAAUUUAGAUAAUUUUGUCACCAAAGUGGUCGCCCACACGGGAAGGGUAAAACUAUUAUGGAAAGCCAUCCUGGUCGGGAAGGAUUCCUCGUCAAGCGUCCCAUUCUUGGAUUUCAUCACGAGUGGGGAAUCAGUCUGGACAAAAUUUUGGAACAAUUUUAUGGACGUUUUAAUUCGAAAUUUUUCCACUUUGAAAUUGGAGUUUAUGAAGGCCGCGUUGGAAAAUGAGUUUCCAAAAUUACUCGGACUUUUCUGCACAAUGGGGACAAAAAUUGAGGAAGGCUCACCAACCAGUUUAUCAAUCCAGUCCGGCCUGCGUGGUGUGUUAUCAAACUACGAAAAGGCCUACUUAUCCAAAUCGUUGGCCAGAUUAUUUGAUUCAGUCAAUCAGAAUUUUGCCUCUAUUCCCUCCACGUCCGGAAUUGAUGCUGUCGUCACCGUCAUCAAUAACGAAGUCAACCUGCAGGAUGCUAUUCUGAAGAAGUUGGUGAGUCGAAAUGUGAGUAAAACCAUCAACUUGGUAUGUGUCAAGGCGGAACAAUUAAUUAUCAAUGAUGGAAAUUCGACACAAGUCAUCGGGUCACCAACGGAAUCACAAAUGGCAAACGCACAACUUCUCAAUUCUUUGGACUAUUUUAAAUCCGCAUUUCCCGAAGCUACCGAUGCUGUCGGGAUAGUCACACAGAAUUGCAUCCAUCCUCUCGUCCUUGCAGUGGGCGAUGCCAUCGAAGCCAUCAUUCUAACCAUGCACAAUGAAAACUUUCAACGUUCGAGCCGAGCAACAGAGUAUUCUCUUUACAUCGGCGAACUCCAAAGUUUUCUCAAUAGAGUUGCCAAAGACUAUUUUUUAAUGUUCCAGUCUUCCGAACUAAUUUUAAAAUGUGGGAUAUCUCUGGCAUCCAAGACAAUCGACCUGUUCACUCGUCACGCCUGCCUUUUAUCCUCGCUCAACCAAGAGUCCACCAAAACCCAGCUGCUAAUCGACCUCAACCACUUGGAAAUCGUAUUGACUCCGGUGUGUCCCGUAAUUUCCGACUUGGGAAAACCAUACAAACUUCUCAAGGGAUUUAAAACCUUGUUGUCCCUGAAAAUGGAGGAAAUCCCAAAUUCAAACCUGGUCGGAUCCGUUAUCCCGUACAGUUUAGUGAUCCAUUUGCUGUUCAGAUUUUCCCAGGGAGAAAUGAAAAUGCCACACACGAACAACGCCUGGUCAAUUACACGGUACAGCAAAUGGCUUGAUGGACACGGUGAAAUGGAGCGAUUGUCCCUGUUGAAAGCGUCGUUAGAGUCGUACGUGCACAGCGUCAAGUUUAAAGGGCUGCAAGAAUUUACUCCCGUCUAUCCUCACAUGAUCAGUUUGCUGCAGAAAGGAAUGCUUGGUGGAUAACAACGAGAUUGAUAUGUAAUAAAUAGUGAUUUAUAUGUACAACAAUUUGUUAUUAUUACUUUUAUAACAAUUGUGAAUAAAUUAGAUAUAUGCCGUUAUUUAAAAUGA
Molecule: messenger RNA, 2443 nt
Organism: Folsomia candida
Lineage: Eukaryota; Metazoa; Arthropoda; Collembola; Entomobryomorpha; Isotomidae
Gene: fws
Product: conserved oligomeric Golgi complex subunit 5
Exons: 10
Coding region: 149-2335 (728 amino acids)
Biological process (GO): intra-Golgi vesicle-mediated transport
Cellular component (GO): COG complex
Source: RefSeq, a predicted model, not a curated record